CCGAGGGGAUUCGGGAGUCACAGGCGCGGCCGCAGAGGUCCCGGCGUCGGCCUGAACGACAGGAACCCCGUCUCCGCGUCCACCGAGGUGGCAGCGCCCGGCGACCAGGCCGCUUUAAGCACAGGCCCCGCCCCGGCCCGCGCGCCGCCCCCGCCCCGGCCCUCGAGCCGCUCGGGCCCUGCUGCCGCCAUCAUGAUCUGCCUGGUGCUGACUAUCUUCGCCAACCUCUUCCCGGCGGCGUACACCGGCGUGCACGAGCGCACCUUCCUGGCCGUGAAGCCCGACGGCGUGCAGCGGCGGCUCGUGGGCGAGAUCGUUCGGCGCUUCGAGAGGAAGGGCUUCAAGCUGGUGGCGCUGAAGCUGGUGCUGGCCUCGGAGGAGCUGCUGCGCCAGCACUACGCCGAGCUGCGUGAGCGCCCUUUCUACGGGCGCCUGGUCAAGUACAUGGGCUCCGGGCCGGUGGUGGCCAUGGUGUGGCAGGGUCUGGACGUUGUGCGCGCUUCGCGGGCGCUCAUCGGGGCCACGAACCCGGCCGACGCCGCGCCUGGCACCAUCCGUGGCGAUUUCUGCAUCGAGGUCGGCAAGAACGUGAUUCACGGCAGCGACUCGGUGGAGAGCGCCCGCCGCGAGAUAGCGCUCUGGUUCCGCGCGGACGAGCUCCUGUGCUGGGAGGACAGCGCCGGGCACUGGCUGUACGAGUAGCCGGUCGGGCAGAUGUGCCCGUCUGCAGUGGGCUGUGGGUGAUUCCGCAUUCUCCAGGCCCCGGAGGUGUGCACACACGUGGGCCCCACUCCUAGGAGCUCAGAAUACCCUUCCUGUGGCAGGGGCACAGGAGGGCAGGUGGUGCACGCCUGCGGAGCUCUGGUUGCUACAGGCCUUCCUGUCCUGGCUGAGGUUCUCAGGAGGCCCAGCCCAGCCUGCACCCGUUUACAGCACGUCUGGAAUGCGGCAGGGUGCCACCCUAGUACUUGACUUGUCCCAGUACUUCUUUUUAUAAUAAAUUGAGGAAAAUUUU
This is a messenger RNA of Balaenoptera musculus (blue whale), 1015 nucleotides long. RefSeq names its product NME/NM23 nucleoside diphosphate kinase 3 (gene NME3). The transcript has 5 exons. Gene Ontology annotation, biological process: GTP biosynthetic process; CTP biosynthetic process; UTP biosynthetic process. Bases 193 to 702 code for a protein of 169 amino acids. Gene Ontology annotation, molecular function: nucleoside diphosphate kinase activity. The record is from RefSeq and is a predicted model, not a curated record. Lineage: Eukaryota; Metazoa; Chordata; Mammalia; Artiodactyla; Balaenopteridae.